AUGGUUGGCUUUGUGGAUCUUUUGGUCGGCGCUUGCCUUCUCCCGGCCGUCUAUGGCGCGAGCUCGACGCCCUCGCCAAGCGCCACCACUAGUUCGGCAUACCAUCAGUUCAGCCUCCCUGCCUCUGCGGACGUCGGUGCCAAUUUGAUCGCCAAUAUCGAUGACCCGCAGGCUAUCAACGCACAGUCCGCUUGUCCUGGAUAUAAGGCAUCCAAUGUACAGAAGACGUCUAGCGGGGUUACGGCAACCUUGCAGCUGGCUGGUCAGGCUUGCAAUGCAUAUGGAACGGAUAUCGAGUCCCUGAACUUGACGGUCGAGUACCUUGCCAAAGACCGCUUGAAUGUCGUGAUCAUCCCGACUCAUAUUGAUGCCUCCAAUGCUUCUUGGUACCUGCUCAACGAACAUAUGGUGCCCCGCCCCUUGGCCGACAAGGAUGGCUCUUCAGAGAACGACAGUGAUCUCGAGUUCACGUGGUCCAACGACCCUUCUUUCGGUUUCACCGUGACCCGAAAGUCCACUGGGGAUGUGGUCUUUGACACUGUGGGCUCCGUUCUGGUGUACCAGGACCAGUUCAUCGAAUUUGUCACGGCCCUGCCCGAUAACUACAACUUGUAUGGUCUUGGAGAGCAUAUCCAGCAACUGCGCCUUUUGCCGAAUGCUACUCUGACUAUCUAUAACGCGGAUGCUGGAGAUCCAAUAGAUCGCAACAUAUAUGGAGCUCAUCCGUUCUAUCUGGAUACCCGCUACUACGAGGUCGAUGACGAGGGCUGCCGAACUCCCGUUUCGAGCGAUGAUGCAAAUCCUGACAAGGACUAUACCUCCUAUUCCCAUGGUGUUUUCCUUCGAAACGCACACGGUCAGGAGAUCCUCACUGGGGCUCAGAAUCUCACCUGGCGCACGCUCGGUGGUGGCCUCGACUUGACCUUCUACGCGGGUCCGACUCAGCCUGAGGUGACGAAGAACUACCAGAUGAGUACCAUUGGGCUGCCUGCGAUGCAGCAGUACUUCACGUUUGGCUACCAUCAGUGCCGCUGGGGUUACACCAACUGGUCCGAAGUGGAGAAUGUCGUAGCAAACUUUGAAAAGUUUGAGAUUCCUCUCGAGAACAUGUGGAACGACAUUGAUUACAUGAAGACUUGGCGUGAUUUCGACAACGAUCCUAUUCGGUACUCCUACAGCGAGGGACGAGCAUUCCUGGAGAAAUUGCACAAGAGUGGCCGCCACUAUAUUCCUAUUGUCGACUCUGCGCUGUAUAUCCCGAACCCGCACAACAAGUCCGAUGCCUAUGAUACGUACACACGUGGUGCGAAGGAUGAUGUCUUCAUGAAGAACCCUGACGGAAGUACUUACAUCGGUGCUGUCUGGCCUGGAUACACCGUGUUCCCUGACUGGCAUAGUCCUAAGGCCGGCGCCUUCUGGGCCAACGAAAUUGUCACCUGGCACGACAAGAUUCCCUUCGAUGGCAUCUGGAUUGAUAUGAGCGAGGUGUCAUCCUUCUGCGUCGGAAGCUGCGGGUCUCACAAUCUUAGUUUGAACCCCAUCAUGGGCACUUCGCUUCCUGGAACUCCUGGAAACCUGGUUCUUGAUUAUCCGGAAGAAUUCAACAUCACUAACUCGACUGAGGCUGCUUCGGCUUCGGCGGCCUCGGCGAGUCAAGCUGCUGGAAGUGCUACCAGCUCCUCAUCCACCCCGGAUUAUCUACGAACCACUCCUACUCCAGGCGUGCGCGAUAUUAACUAUCCUCCGUACGUGAUCAACAACGUCCAGACUGGCCACGACCUCGCCGUGCACGCCAUGUCUCCUAACGCGACACACUCGGAUGGCGUUCAAGAAUACGACGUGCACAACCUCUUUGGCACCCAGAUCCUCAAUGCCACUUACCACGGUCUGCUUGCUGUCUCCCCCGAGAAGCGCCCAUUCAUUAUUGGACGCUCGACUUUUGCAGGCUCUGGCAGGUGGGCAGGCCACUGGGGAGGUGACAACUUCUCCAGGUGGGCAUACAUGUUCUUCUCUAUCCCACAGGCGCUCUCUUUCUCUCUAUUUGGUAUCCCCAUGUUCGGUGUUGACACCUGUGGAUUCCAAGAUAACACUGAUGAGGAGCUCUGCAACCGCUGGAUGCAGUUGUCUGCAUUCUUCCCCUUCUACCGAAACCACAACACUCUCGGCGCCAUACCCCAGGAGCCGUACCGAUGGGCAUCCGUUAUCGACUCUUCCAAGACUGCCAUGAAGAUCCGUUACGCCAUCCUGCCGUAUUUCUACACACUGUUCCACCUGGCACACACCACCGGAUCAACCGUCAUGCGCGCACUCGCCUGGGAGUUCCCGCAAGAUCCCUCGCUUGCCGCAGUCGACACCCAAUUCCUCCUCGGCCCCGCGAUCAUGGUUGUCCCAGUCCUCGCGCCCCAGGUCGACACCGUGAAGGGCGUCUUCCCCGGCGUGAAGCAGGGUGAAGUCUGGUACGACUGGUACACCCAGACCGCUGUCGAUGCCAAGCCCGGCGUCAACACUACCAUUCCCGCUCCUCUGGGCCACAUCCCCGUCUUUGUCCGUGGUGGUAGCGUCCUCCCCAUGCAAGAGCCUGCUCUCACCACCCGUGACGCCCGGAACACACCCUGGUCCCUCCUCACCUCGCUGAGCGGCAACGGCACGGCCUCGGGCGAGCUCUACCUCGACGACGGCGUGAGCAUCUCGCCUAACGCUACCCUCGAUGUGAAGUUCCAUGCCACCAAGUCUAGUCUUAGUGCCAUGGCUUGUGGUAACUGGAAGGAGACCAACCCGCUUUCCAAGGUUACCGUCUUGGGUGUGUCCCAGAAACCUAACGGCGUGACUCUCAAUGGCAAGGCUAUCCCCGACUCGGCUGUGCAGUACAAUGCUACUUCACACGUACUGUCUGUGAACGGUCUGCAGGAUACUACCUCAGAGGGAGCAUUCAGCAAGAACUGGGUCCUGAAGUGGUGA
Molecule: messenger RNA, 2958 nt
Organism: Penicillium cinerascens
Lineage: Eukaryota; Fungi; Ascomycota; Eurotiomycetes; Eurotiales; Aspergillaceae
Product: glycoside hydrolase family 31 protein
Exons: 4
Coding region: 1-2958 (985 amino acids)
Biological process (GO): carbohydrate metabolic process
Molecular function (GO): carbohydrate binding; hydrolase activity, hydrolyzing O-glycosyl compounds
Source: RefSeq, a predicted model, not a curated record